This is a messenger RNA of Drosophila kikkawai, 771 nucleotides long. RefSeq names its product acylphosphatase-2. The record is from RefSeq and is a predicted model, not a curated record. Lineage: Eukaryota; Metazoa; Arthropoda; Insecta; Diptera; Drosophilidae. Gene Ontology annotation, molecular function: acylphosphatase activity.
UCCUUUUACUGUUUGUACUUAAAAAGUAGACCUUGACUGUCUUGCCACAAAAAGAGAAAUAUCCAUAAAACCAUUUGACAAACUUUAACCAAAAUUGACAAAAUUUAUACAAGUAUAUCUUCCCCUUUCGAUCCACACUCAAAAACUCACAGCUCAAAGAGAAACUGAAUGAAUACACGGACUCAAAAUAUGAUGAUGCAGUCGGUGGACCCGAUUUUCUUUUGCGGAUUCGAGAUCUUUGGGCGAGUGCAGGGCGUGAAGUUGCGAAAACAGACCCAGGACUUGGCCACGCUCAGCCAGGUGCGGGGUUGGGUGAUGAACACCGACGAGGGCACGGUCAAGGGGGAGCUGGAGGGCCCACUGUCCAAGGUCAACGAGCUCAAGUUCUGGCUACUCAACUUUGGCAGUCCCGGGUCCGUUAUCGAGCGGGCCAAGUUCACGCCCACCAGGGAGAUCAACUCCCACACCUUUAGGCGCUUCUCCAUACGUUAUCGCCCAACUCCUGCCAACAAGAACGUGGAUUAGCAGAAUUCCUUAAGAUCCAUCGGGAAGAGGAAUCUCUGUGUGUGUGUGUUUUGUCCAGUACCAAAAUUCUAACUGUGUUUUGUUCUAACAACCGUCGCUUCACGGAACGUUCAUUUACAAAAGCCUACAAAGUGAAAAAACAGGCUGGCAGCCACUAAUUAAGCUUCGCAAAGAAAUACUCAGUGCAAUUACAUGGCACAUAUGUGUGUAAAUACACUGAAAAUAAAAGAAAGCUAGCCUGAAAAA